Molecule: messenger RNA, 699 nt
Organism: Drosophila sulfurigaster albostrigata
Lineage: Eukaryota; Metazoa; Arthropoda; Insecta; Diptera; Drosophilidae
Product: gamma-glutamylcyclotransferase-like
Exons: 2
Coding region: 1-639 (212 amino acids)
Molecular function (GO): gamma-glutamylcyclotransferase activity
Source: RefSeq, a predicted model, not a curated record
AUGAAGUCUCUCAUUGCUUGUGUCAUCAUUCUCUUCGGAGUGAGUCAGAUAUAUGGAUUAGACCCUGUGCAACAAUUGCCUGAGGUGAAUGGCGAUAAGUUCUUCUAUUUUGGUUUUGGCAGCAACAUGUUGGCCAAGCGAAUUCACAUACAGAAUCCGACAGCUGAGAUUAUCGGUCCUGCACUCUUAGAGGAUUAUCGCGUCGACUUCAGCUUGGUCAGUGAGUUCUGGAAAGGAGCAGUGGCCACCAUAGUUCCAUCACCUGGUUCUAAGACUUGGGGCACCUUAUGGGUGAUAGAUCUUACCAACUUAGCGGACUUAGAUAACCAAGAACGUGUUCAUCUUGGCUGGUAUAAACCUGUCAGCGUGCAAGUGAAGCUGCAAAACAAUGUCACAGAGAUCCCAGCACGUCUUUAUGUAAUAACGAAUGAACCCAAAGGCAAUGUUCACGAUUUGCCACCAAGUGAAGUUCCUGAGGAUCGACAACCUUCGAAGACUUACCUCCAAGUGCUUGUGAAAGGUGCUAUUGAUAGCGGUCUUCCUGAGGAAUAUGUUACUUGGCUAAAAGGAUUUAAACACAAUAAUCAAACUGUGCAACAUUUGGAAGAGCUUCUUGAGCUGCAAUCGGUGGCAUUGUAAAAUUGAAAAUGAGGAACUGUAGUACAAAUACUUUUGUGAAAAUAGUUCGCAAUCCAAUUU